AUGGCUAAAACAAGGUCUAAGAUGCAGGGGAAGCUUCAAUCGACUGUGAAAUCGAAUGCGAAAAAGAAGAAAAAAGGUCCUUCGUCGUCCAUUGAUAUAAGGAAAACUAAGUCAAUGGAUAAGGUUUUGGGAAUUGAACCAAUAGAUUUCUCGGAUGAGGAAGAAGAUUGUGCUAAUCCUCCCUUAAAUGUGAUUGAUGGUUUUGUGAGACGAUUGUGGAAGGAUAAAAUAGAUAAGGUUGGAAUGCUCUCUUAUGGAAUUUUCUUAAUCAGAUUUCAUGAUGUGGUUGAUAGAGAUGUAGUGUUGAAUGGGGGGUAUAUAUUUUUCAAUAAGAGGCCAGUUAUAAUGAAAGCUUGGGAUCCAAAUGUUGAUUUCAAAAAGGAAGAUGUGAGUAGGGUGCCGGUUUGGAUAACAAUGGAUGAUUUAGAGUUGAAAUAUUGGGGGGAAAAGUCCUUGUUCAAAAUUGUUGGGCAGAUUGGGGAACCAUUAAUGGUUGAUGCUGUCACAAAGGAACGAGAUAAACUUAGUUAUCCUCGGGUUCUUAUUGAAGUGUCUAUCCAUCAAGAGUUUCCCGACACCAUUUACUUUGAGAAUGAGUUUGGGAAUACUGUACCAGCUAAGGUCAAUUAUGAAUGGAAGCCGAUUCUUUGUAAAAAUUGCAAGGGUAUGGGGCACGAGACAAUUGACUGCAGGAAGAGAGAAGGAAAGACACAAGAGUGGGUGGUUAAAAGAGGGCCUGAGAAAGAAUUUAUCCAAGUCCGGAAUGGAUGGAAACUAAAAGAGAAAGAACCCCCUUUACAAACCGAGAUGACCAAUGUUUUUAUAGUCCUUAUUGCAGCAGAUAAAGGGGUUAUGGCAGCAGCAGUUCCUGCUAGUUUCACAGCAGUGGGAGACGCUACAGCAGGCAGUAAAGAGGAAAUACAAGAGGGGGGGGAGGACCCUCUCUUGUUCAUGGAUAAAGUCAUUAGUUGGAACGUCCGGGGAAUCAAUAGCCAGCAAAAACAACUGAAUGUCAAGCAAUUUAUUGCUCUACAAAAGGCUGAUUUAGUUGGUCUCCUCGAGACGAGAGUUAAGUCUUCAAAACUUGGAGACUUAUACCAAAGAAUGUUUCAAGGGUGGUGUUUUACAACAAAUUUAGCGUGGCACAAAGGUGGAAGAAUAAUAAUGGCUUGGAAUCAUUUGCUUUUUAAUAUCACUAUCAUUAAAUGUACUAGUCAAAUGAUACAUUCUCACAUUGAGACUUUAAACAAUAGGUAUAAGUUCUUUAUUACCUUUGUUUAUGGUUUUAAUGAUGAAAAUGGGAGAAAAGUCCUAUGGAAUGAUCUACGAAGUGUCUCUAGUCAGGAGCCAUGGCUUAUACUUGGGGAUUUUAACGACAUACUCUCUAAAGAUGAAAGAAUAGGAGACAAGGCAAGAAUUAGCACCUCCACGGCCUUCUUAGAGUGUGUUAAUGACUGUCAAAUCUCAUACAUUAAGAGCAGCGACUGUUUUUUUACUUGGAGUAAUAAGCAACAAGCAAGUGAUAGAAUCUACUACAAGAUUGAUCGAGUGCUAGCUAAUCAAGCUUGGUUAGAUUUUUUCACAAGAGCUGAAGCUCUCUUUCUUAAUGAGGGAACUUUUGACCAUACUCCAGUUGUGUUGAAUAUAUACCCGGCUGCCCCGGUUGGAAAGAAGCCAUUUAAAUACUUUCGUAUGUGGUCCUCUCAUCCCAGCUAUCAUACGGAAGUCAAGAAAAUAUGGGAAGGGAAGAUAAGUGGUUCAAAAAUGUUCCAAGUAGUCUCAAAGUUGAAAAUCUUGAAGAACUUCUUCAGGGAUCUCAAUAGAGAGCAUUACUCUGAUAUCCAAGCAGCUGAGAGGAAGGCUAAGCAGGAUCUAGAGGACAUCCAAGGGCUUCUUCAUCAAAAUUUGCUUGAUGUUAAUGUGCAGAAACAAGAAAAAGAAAUAAGGGAGCUUUAUGUGAAAAUCCGAAAAGAUUACUGCUCUUUUCUGCAGCAAAAAUCUCGAAUAAGUUGGCUAAAGGAAGGGGACGAAAACUCAGCUCUUUUUCACUCAAGCAUCAGGGAAAGAAGGAAUUGUAAUAAUAUCUUGUCAAUCUGUGAUGCCACAGGCUGA
This is a messenger RNA of Cannabis sativa, 2112 nucleotides long. RefSeq lists its product as uncharacterized. The record is from RefSeq and is a predicted model, not a curated record. The transcript is spliced from 2 exons. The coding region runs from base 1 to 2112 and encodes 703 amino acids. Gene Ontology annotation, molecular function: nucleic acid binding; zinc ion binding; catalytic activity. Lineage: Eukaryota; Viridiplantae; Streptophyta; Magnoliopsida; Rosales; Cannabaceae.